AUGGGCUCGGAUGGCAGGCUCUGGUGCUACAAGAGGAAGGGGGAGAAGCUGUCCAAGCGAACUGUCAAACCUACCGUCAAGCAUGGAGGUGGUAGCGCGAUAGUUUGGGGCUGUAUGUCGAUGCAGGGUGUUGGUAGAAUGUCUAAUAUCGAUGGGAUCAUGUAUUCUGAAGACUAUGUCGACAUUUUGGACGACAAACUGCUACCAACUGUUACAGAUCAUGGACUACGACGAGGAGGGUACAUCUUCCAACAGGAUAACGACCCCAAGCAUACCUCUAGGAUGGCCAAGGAAUGGUUCAAGGAUCACAGGGUGACUGUUCUAGACUGGCCUGCGAAUUCCCCAGACCUAAAUCCUAUUGAACAUCUGUGGGUUUAUCUCAAGCAGCAAUUGAACAACUACGAACGGUUUCCCACAAGCAUGCAUGAGCUGAAUCAGAGGAUCGAAGCUGAAUGGAACAAAAUACCAAGGGAAGAAUGUAUCAAGCUGAUUGAGAGCUUGCCUAGAAGGAUUCAGCAG
Messenger RNA from Acaulospora colombiana, 519 nucleotides. Lineage: Eukaryota; Fungi; Glomeromycota; Glomeromycetes; Diversisporales; Acaulosporaceae. The record is from the annotation of a GenBank genome assembly.